AUGUUUUUUGCAGUGCAGGAUGUGGUCUUCUACGCAUACAACAACGAGCACGUCUCGGGUGACCUCUCCGAACACUUCUGUGACGAUGUGCGCGGGAAUAAUCUAGACAAUCCUAUCAUAGGCACCUACACCAAGCGUGCCUCCCAGUGGACCAUGUGUAAUAAGGGCCACCGCUGGUGGAUGGACAAUUGGGCCUAUCCCAUGCUGAAGAAAAAUCUUGCCGCCUACAUGGAAGAUAAGUACACCUUCAGGAUAGGUGCGCUGGAAAACUUUGGCAACACACCGACACGCAUUGAGGCCAGGUACAAAUGUCCGAAUCGUUUACAAACGCUGUUGCCGUUGCACCUCGACUUCGACUCUGCCUUGUACCACCCACGUGGCCGUCAUGUGUGUGCGUGUCGCUUUGGCGACGUGUACGCUCUAUGUGCACAGGACACGGGGAAGCUGUUAAAGAGCUACUACGGUGACGAGUUCAUGACGCCCAGUCGGGUGAUGUCAGAAAGCUGGGAGUUCGGAUAG
Messenger RNA from Sphaeroforma arctica JP610, 519 nucleotides. RefSeq lists its product as hypothetical. The transcript has 3 exons. The coding region runs from base 1 to 519 and encodes 172 amino acids. The record is from RefSeq and is a predicted model, not a curated record. NCBI's taxonomy places the organism in Eukaryota, Ichthyosporea, Ichthyophonida.